Messenger RNA from Lecanosticta acicola, 1362 nucleotides. The record is from the annotation of a GenBank genome assembly. Lineage: Eukaryota; Fungi; Ascomycota; Dothideomycetes; Mycosphaerellales; Mycosphaerellaceae.
AUGGCAACAGGAAACCAGUCGUACAUCAUCGUCGGCGCCGGCGUCUUCGGCGUUUCAACAGCAUACCAUCUGAUCAAGAAAUACCCCAAUGCUUCGAUUACUCUGGUAGACCGCGAUCAGUUCGACGCGGACAGUCGCGUUGCUGCCUCUUGGGAUUGGAAUAAGGUCGUCCGCGCCGACUACGACGACAUUAUCUACUGCCGACUCGGUCUAGAAGCACAAGAUAUCUUCAGGUCUGAUCCCCUGUGGAAGCCGUACUUCCAUGAGACCGGCAUCUACUGGAUAUGUCGCAGCGACUAUGCCCAGGAGGUCAUUGACAACUACAAAAAGCUGGGUCGCAAGGCUGAUCUAAAGGCCGUGCCCAUCGAGGAAGCAAGGACGAUGUACGGUGGACUCUUUGAUGAGGCGGACUAUACCGAUGUGAAGGAAGUCCUGGUCAAUCAGACUAGUGGCUGGGCUGCCGCAGGCGACUGCCUGAUCGCCAUUACUCGCGAGGCCUUGAGGCUUGGUGUCAAGUAUGCCACCGCAGAAGUCAAUAACCUGCUCUUCGACUCCACGGGACAUUGCAAUGGACUACAAACAACAUCAGGCAAGACACUCCGAGCUUCGCAUGUAAUCCUCUGCACUGGAGCAUACACGCCGAAGUUACUGGCUAUGAGUGCCGAGCAGACUGGCAAUGAGGAUCUGUCAUCUGGCUCCAGGAUCUUGGCCGCCGGAAUCACCACAGGAAUGACCAAGCUCGACGACAAGACGUACCAGACAUUUGCCCAGAUGCCGGUUGGUGUUCAAGGGUACACUCCAGCGACGGGUCCUUUCAUUGGCAGUCUACCUCCAACUAAAGACAGGGAGCUCAAGUGGUGGGGACAAACGAUAUUCAGUAAUACACGAGAAGUCAUGCCUGGCCGCUUCUUCUCUGCGCCGCCUUCGGAACCCGAUUACGCCCAAUGGAAUGUAUCAAAGAGACUCAAGAAAGACAUUGAUCACGCGAACGACGUCUUCUAUGGAAAGAAGGGCGCAGAUUGGAAGAUUGAAAAGUACAGAAUCUGCUGGUAAGGACUAACAGAUGUUCGAAAGGUAGCUGAGCUAAUCGCGUACAGGGAUGCUUUCACCACCAGUGCCGACUUCAUCAUUUCGCCUCAUUCCGCGGCGAAGGGCCUCUACGUUGCAACUUGUGGCAAUUUCCACGGCUGGAAGUUCUUCCCGGUCAUUGGAAAGUACAUUGUGCAGAUGUUGGAGGGCUCGCUCUCAUCAGAGCUGUCCGAGAAGUGGGCAUGGGACCGACACCGACCAGACCCGUCACAGAACCCGGACUGGCCGCGAGCUGAAAUGAACAAUCUUCUAGAUACACGGCCGAGAUUGUAA